This is a messenger RNA of Megalops cyprinoides (Indo-Pacific tarpon), 2048 nucleotides long. RefSeq names its product G-protein coupled receptor 22-like. The transcript has 2 exons. Lineage: Eukaryota; Metazoa; Chordata; Actinopteri; Elopiformes; Megalopidae. The record is from RefSeq and is a predicted model, not a curated record. Gene Ontology annotation, molecular function: peptide binding; G protein-coupled receptor activity. Gene Ontology annotation, cellular component: membrane. The coding region runs from base 531 to 2027 and encodes 498 amino acids. Gene Ontology annotation, biological process: G protein-coupled receptor signaling pathway.
AGCGCCUAUUUUCCCUCGCUUGACAGCGCUGGUACCCACUGCAUUGCUUGUGUUAUCUGUCUAUGUGAGUGAUGUGUGUGGGAUACCUCUCUCACUGUAAAUUCUUUAGGACAUGUGGGACAGUGGACAGCGGGCUGAAAAAUUCCAGAGGAGUUUUAACCCGUUUAACCCGUGCCCACGUUACAUUUAAUCUGCUUUGGAUGGUUCUUCCUAUACCAUACUGAAAUUUAUAUAUAUAUAUUUAUAUAUGGCAAAAAUACGUGCAUUUAUUCUGGUCACGGUGCGCGCUGACAGGCGGCUGUCCUGAAAAUUACUGUAGUGAAUCGGCAAGCAGAAAAGCAGCAAGCGGACACCUGCAGUAGAAUGUAGCGGGAAUUCCCUGUUACUGGCGCGAGGAGAAUUGUCACAGAGCUGACCAUCACUUCCGGAUUUCUGAGGCUUGUGAGAAGAGGAGGGAGUGAGAUUGUAGGCAGAGCAUGGGGUGGCAACGCUGUGGGUGUUGCUAUGUUUGAGGAGGCUCAGACAAGGCCAUGGAGACCGACGGCUACAGCCAUCUCCUGGAAACAAGCGAUGGUAUGGAGGCUGGCGGGGGCCUGGAAGGCCUUGGCGGGGCCAACUCGGACACAGGGUGGUACCUGCCCUACCCCAUCAGCUUCCAGGUGACCUUGACCAGCUUCCUUAUGUUGGAGCUGGUGCUGGGCUUCAGCAGCAACUUGACCGUGCUGGUGCUCUAUUGCGCCCAGUCCAAUCUGGUCGACUCGGUCAGCAAUAUGGUCACGGUCAACCUGCACGUCCUCGAUAUCAUCGUGUGCGUGCUGUGUCUCCCGAUGACCAUGGUCAUCAUCCUGCUGCCACUGGAUGGCAAUCUGGCAUUGCUGUGCUGCUUCCAUGAGGCCUGCGUCACCUUCACCAGCAUCGCCACCGCCAUCAACGUGCUGGUCAUCAGCGUCGACCGCUACGACAUCUCUGUGCGCCCGGCCAACCGCCUGCUGACCCCCCGGCGUGCGGCGCUGCUGCUGGCCGCCGUGUGGACCGUGUCUUUGGCCGUCUUUUUCAUCCCCUUCCUGGAGGUGGAGUUCUUCGGGCCAGACAGCGGACUGGAGGACCCCGCCCUGGUACCCGUGUGGCGCAACCGGACGCUGCUCUGUGUAGGGGGGCAGGGCUACCACACAGAGCUGGCCAUGUACUACCACCUGCUCUUGCAGGUGCCCAUCUUCUUCACCGCCGUGGUGGUCAUGUUGUUCACGUACUCCAAGAUCCUGCAGGCCCUCAACAUCCGCAUCGGCACCCACUUGAAGAGGAGUCAGCGCUUGAAGGGCCCGUCCUGCAGGGGGCGCCGCAGAAGGAGAAAGAGGAAGGGGUUAGGAAUAGGGGGAUCCUCCAGCCAGACCAGGCACCUCACCCAGCCGCCCCUAAUCCCCUCCCCGACCCCGACCCCCACCUCACCCCCACCUCUAUCCUCAGUUCCCCAGAUUACCUCUGAUGGUGGAGCCACCCCUGUCUCUGCCCCCACUCCCUCCCCAACCCCCACCCCCGCCCCCAUCCCAGGCCCCGCCUCUGCCUCGGCGUCCAUGGGUGUCCACGCCUCGGUAUCAGCCAUCAUCGCUCUGCGGCGGGCUGUGCGGCGGCACCGGGACCGGCGGGAGCGCCAGCGGCGCGUCUUCAAGAUGUCGCUCAUCAUCAUCUCCACAUUCAUGGGCUGUUGGGCGCCCAUCUCCGUGGUGAACGUGCUGAUCCUGGGCCUGGGCCCCAGCGACUGGCUGGUGCGGCUGCGGCUCUGCUUCCUGGCCAUGGCCUACGGGACCACCAUCUUCCACCCGCUGCUCUACGCUUUCACGCGGCAGAAGCUGCGGCGGGCGCUCCGCAGCAAGGUGAAGAAGCGCGUGGUGUCGCUGCUGCAGGUGGACCCCGCGCCCAGCGGCACCGUCAUACACAACUCCUGGGUAGAGCCGCGCAAGGGCCGGCGGGUACGCCUGGAGGGCAGCGACGCCACGGACCGCUGCCUCACGGAGGCUGUGCGCGAGUGAGAGAGGGAAAAAGAGAGAGAG